Molecule: messenger RNA, 5017 nt
Organism: Ictalurus punctatus (channel catfish)
Lineage: Eukaryota; Metazoa; Chordata; Actinopteri; Siluriformes; Ictaluridae
Gene: slc30a1a
Product: solute carrier family 30 member 1a
Exons: 2
Coding region: 311-1813 (500 amino acids)
Biological process (GO): intracellular zinc ion homeostasis; zinc ion transmembrane transport; detoxification of zinc ion
Cellular component (GO): endoplasmic reticulum; Golgi apparatus; membrane
Molecular function (GO): calcium channel inhibitor activity; zinc ion transmembrane transporter activity
Source: RefSeq, a predicted model, not a curated record
UGACGUGUGGCUCGGUGGGCGUGGCCACAUGAAUCUGCCUUGUUCCGUGUGGAAACUUUACCGGUCCGGGUGCAAAGUUUGAACUCCGUCUGCAAAACGCAGCUCGGUGUGUUUUUCAUUCUCUGUCACGAUUCACAUGAAGAAGACACGAAGCGUCGCGAAUGAGGCUCAUCACCCGAAUUAUGCUCGGUUUAGUCGAGGAAUAGGGCGGAACUGACGGGAAACCUCUGGGGUGUAUUUGCUAGCCAGUGCCGGUUAGCAUUGUUUUGUGUGUAUGUUGUGAUAGCUGUGUGUGUGUGUUGUCUAGCUGAUGGGAACCAUGGCGUGUGGACCCAACCGCGCCCGUUUGCUGUGCAUGCUGUCGUUAACGUUCGUUUUUUUCGUGGUGGAGGUGGUGGUGAGCCGGCUCACGGCGUCGCUCGCGAUGCUCUCGGACUCUUUCCACAUGCUGUCGGACGUGAUGGCGCUGAUCGUGGCGCUGGUGGCGGUGCGCUUCGCCGAGCGCACUCAGUCCACCAAGAAGAACACGUUCGGCUGGAUCCGAGCCGAGGUGAUGGGCGCCCUGGUCAACGCCGUGUUCCUCACCGCGCUCUGCUUCACCAUUGUGCUCGAGGCUAUCGAGCGCUUCACCGAGCCGCAUGAGAUCGAGAGCCCGUUCGUGGUGAUCGCUGUCGGGGCCGCGGGGCUCGUGGUAAACCUGCUAGGGCUGUGUCUCUUCCACGGCCACGCUCACUCACACAGCCACGGCAAGGCGAAGAAAUCCAGGGCGAACACGCGCAAGAGCGAGACCUCCACUGACCGCGCAUGCGCCGGAGAGGAGACCAACAACCUGGUCGGUGGUCGCGGGAGUAACAGCCCGAACUGCAUGAACACCGACAGCCGGGGAGCCGCUGAGUUAUCGGCUGUGCAGCUGAACGGCGAGCUGGAUCACGAGCACGACCUCGAGCACGCCCUCGAGCACGACCAUGACUCGUCCCCGUCGUCCCAGCUGAACAUGCGCGGUGUUUUCCUCCAUGUUCUGGGUGACGCGCUCGGCUCCGUCAUCGUCGUGGUCAACGCCACCAUCUUCGCCUUGGUGUGGAGUCCGUGCAAGCCCGGUGUUCCCUGCAACAUCCCGUGCCUUGCCAACACGCACUGCAGUGACCACCAUCACAUUAACGACACGCUUGUAGGCUUUGGCGAGGGAGAACACAGCAACACGAGCACCAUGCCCUUCACAGCCGGGCCCUGCUGGGUGCUGUACCUGGACCCGACUCUGUGCCUCAUCAUGGUCUGCAUUCUUCUGUACACGACGUACCCGCUCCUGAAGGAGUCCGCGCUCAUCCUGCUGCAGACCGUACCCAAGCAGAUCGACGUGAGCCUCCUAAGCACUCGCCUGCGCCAGCUCGAUGGCGUUCUGGCUGUGCACGAGCUCCACAUCUGGCAGCUCGCCGGGAGUCGCAUCAUUGCCACCGCACACAUCAAAUGCCGAGACCCUACCUCCUACAUGAGUGUGGCCAAGCGCCUCAAGGCCUUCUUCCAUGACGAGGGCAUCCAUGCCACCACCAUCCAGCCCGAGUUCGUCAUGGUGAGCUCGGAGUCACACGCCUCGCUCUGUGAGCUCUCCUGCCGCAUGCAGUGCGCCGCUAAACUCUGCUGUCAAAACGGCAAAGCCCCGGACAACGUAAACGCAAGUACCGAGAGCGGGAGCGAAGCCGAACCCCUCGUCUCCACCACCCUGGACGUCAUCAGCGAGUCUCUGGAAAGCGAGCCUAAAGUUCAAGCGGCUCCACAGGACGUGACCCUCACCAGAGAAGUCGAGUCGUCUUUAUAAGGAAGAACGAGUACAAAGAAAUCCAUAAUAAAGACACCAGAACACACAAAUAUAUCCAAAAAGGACCUGUACAUUUUUACACGAAUUAGAAAAUCGGAGCCCUUUGAGAGAAACAGGGAUGCACCAAUCCGAUAUCGAGCAUCAGUAUCGAAACGCCGGAUCUUAUCGGAUCCGAUCCGACACGUCAUCUGACCCGUUGCUGUAUUUCAUGCCAUCACUUGACACACGAGUGAACUUGCAUGCAAACGUAGGACACGAAUCAUCUUUGCGCACACCUGCUCAUUGUUUCUAUCCUAACUCACCAUUACCCGAAAGGGAAUAAUGGCAAACGGGGCGUUUCACAACCCCCCCCCCCCCCAAAUACACACCCUUCUGUGGUUAUUAAAGUGAAAACAUGACACUUACACGGAGACAAUAGUUGGUUCAAAGUUUCCAAACCCGUGACAGCACUGUUGCUAGGAGAAGGAGCGCUGGAAAAGGCUUCGUUUUCUAAUGUAUUCAUUUAUUCAUACGUCCGUCUUCAGUGCCCGCCGCGUCCCGGUCAGAGACGCGGUGGAUCCGGAACCUGAAACGGGAUCAGCGCGUCCACAGAGAGUGAAACGAGACGAGAGAGCGGUCUCUCGCUUCGAACAUGGAGUGAAUCGACUGGAAAAAGAUUCGCAAGAGAAAUUUCCUGAUCUGACAAGUGGAACAAAUCUGCUCUGGGGUCCAAACGCAUUCUACACGAUCCUUACACACACACACACACACACACACACACACACACACACACACACACACACACGCAAGACUCUGAACCUUGAGCCGUUACUGCCUGAUGGCUGGCUGACCUUUGAUCAGACGUGCUGCUGCAUGUGUGUGUUGCGAGCGCCGUGUUCGUGAAGCGUCCUCUAAGUCUAAGCGUGUGUGCGUGUGUCUAUGCAAAAACGUCUCGCGUUUGAGAACCUGCUGUGUCGUCGUUAUCUCGUGGCUCUAGUGCAACACACGCAUGCAAAAUCCAGCUGCUGGCUCAAGUUUAAGGACUUUUUUUUUUUUCUUUCUUCAUUUUAUUAUUAUUAUUAUUAUUACGAUAUAUCAAAAAUACAUAUUCUUUUCCCCUUCUGGAUACAUCCAUAAUCAACGUAUUUCAUAAGCAAAAUAAUUUAUGUGUUUAAUUUAUUAGUAAUGAUUCUGUUUUACUUUUCAGAGACUUUUAUAAUAUUUAGAUUUGGUAAUGUGUUAAAAAAAAAAAAAAAGAAGAAAAAAAAAAGGAUGUGAGCCUGUUUUAUUUUUUUUAAUUUUUUUUUUUUUUAAAGAAGCUAUGCUGUAAGGUAGAAUCUUUUUUACUAGUAUUUACUAGUAAACUGUGCUGCUGAGACAUGUUAUAUUUCUGACAGAUAGACGCAGUUUUCGUACCGGUUCAGCGAGCCUUUAAUGCUGAAAUGCAGUCUUUUCGUUUCCUCAUUUACGGGAAACGCUGAUGCUUCACGAGUCGCGGUGUUCUUGUCACAUGAGCGUGACUCGCGAGCAUUAAAAGCAGUGUUGAACAACGACUUGAGUUUCUCAAGCGUCCGUACCUACGAUCCUCGCAUGACCGAACAUCUCCAGCUUGGUGUGUAGUAACACUGGCUGUUUCGAAACUGGUUUUAACACACCCUCACCGACUUCCCCUCGAUUAAAAUCCCUGCCGCCACCUAAAGUGCUGCCGCAUCAGUCGAACCGCUGAAGUGAAGCUCGAGAGAGUCUGGAGUAGAAAUCUGAUUCUGCCGAUGAAUUUAAUCGAGAGCGAUGAAUUCAUGUCCCUCCGGGAUUUAGCGACCGCAGGAACGAACACGAAAUCAAAGCAACGCCGGCAGAUUCGCAGGCGCUCGCCGGUUUUUCAAUGAUACGACAGAUUUUGGCGAGGCGCGUCGCGUGACGUCGUUCGACCAAACCCGUCUGCGUUGUAAGUCCACUCCCUAAUAUGGGAGUCAAGGGAAAGUCAACGAGGGCGCGUUGAAAACUAGGUCUGCAGCAUGAGAUUUCUUUUAUUCCAGUAGUGCUGAGCUCUGCGUACGGGGCGGUAAAGCACGGCCAGCGCUUUGCUCAUCAACGCACACAGAAGGACACGUUUUUAUGCUUGAUACUUAGUUAGCCACGCUAGUUCUCGGGUAUUUCCAUCUCAUCAGUUUAAACGUGCAAACCAGAGUCAGAGUUCUCGCUUGUCUGUCUGUCCGUCUCGAGUUCUCCUGCCUGUCUUCAUGCUGUAACGCUUGAGCUGGUCUUAAGCAGUGCAAAGUCCUCAACGAUUCCCCGCUGCAUGACGUACAAUAAUGGAACAUUUUCGGCCAGAGAUCGAAUGUACACGUUUGUUUAGCUUAUUUCCAGUCAUUUGCCGUCAUCAGCCGCUACGUUAGCCUCACUGCUCAAGUACCGAACUAAUGAAGCGAACUUCAAACGCCUAGCGUGUUUUUGCUCUAGAGGACAUUUAGGUGUACAGGCAGCGUCGUACAGUUGUACAGGCCGAAUCGUUGCGUAAAGCUAACUUUUUUUUUGACGUACGAUGAAAGGAACACCGAGUUUUUGAAUGACUUGUACACACAGGAACGUUAAGGUUUUGUUUGCUAACACUCUAUUCGUCGAUUAUUAGUAAAUGACCGUAAUGACUGUCGGCGUAUUGAGACGUUUAUCAAGCACGACAUUGUUACUAACCCAAAUGCUGUAUUUGGGAGGAGGCUACGUGUGUACGUGGGAUACGGACGAGUAAGGACCGCCUUAUCUAGGAAAGGUACUUGAUGUUCUUUCAAAUUUGUCCAACGUGAAAACGCUUUGAAGAACCGCUGUCCUUCCGAAUCAGAUGCCAAAACGCGCCACCUGUCCUGCCAGCCUCCUGAGGUCUAGUGAAGCCUUUACGGUAAUAUCGUGCAUGUUAAAUGUCACAAUACGUCAUUUAAACAAUUAGCAGCUACUGUGAAAUGAAUUUGCUAUGAUAUGAAAUGUGCUUUCCAAAAUGCUCAGCAUGUCCUUAAAUCGGCCAUUCUCGUUAUUAUUUCUCCAAUGAUCCAUUGAUGCAAUGUUUUUCCCUUUCUUUUUUUUUUCUUUUUUUUUUUUAAACAGAUGCACACACAUUCUUUCUAUAUAUUGUAGCUGUAAAGAUUUUUUAGGUUAGAACACACCAGCUGAAAUGUUUUUGAUUAUAUUCAUGUUGGAUAUACGUUAAUGUGAAUUAAACAUGGCUGUGCAGUA